This is a messenger RNA of Myripristis murdjan (pinecone soldierfish), 2408 nucleotides long. It is a transcript of the gene dtnbp1b, whose product is annotated as dystrobrevin binding protein 1b. Lineage: Eukaryota; Metazoa; Chordata; Actinopteri; Holocentriformes; Holocentridae. Gene Ontology annotation, cellular component: plasma membrane; synaptic vesicle membrane; BLOC-1 complex. Gene Ontology annotation, biological process: neuron projection development; negative regulation of protein kinase activity; regulation of synaptic vesicle exocytosis. Bases 402 to 1082 code for a protein of 226 amino acids. The transcript has 4 exons. The record is from RefSeq and is a predicted model, not a curated record.
GUGCAGCCUCCACACAGCCGGAGCUACACACUGCAGCAGCGCCGAUCCAUACACUCACACACCAACAAACACUCACGUGUGGGUUUUAUAGCUGCCUGUUUCUGGGGGAGCACGCUCUACCUCCGAGGGUGUGUGUGUAUGAAUGUGUGUGCGUGUGUGUGUGUGUGGAGUGGAUCUGCAUGAGAAUGUGUGAAUGAUCUUUUUUCUUUUCUUGUUUUCUUUUUUUUUUUGUAGAGCAUCUUUGUAUGUGAGCAGCAUGUGUGCACAGUGAGAGUGAGGAUGCGAGGCGGGCAGGUGUUGUUGUGAUCAGUGGUGGAGUUUUUGGUCGUGCUAUCGUCGUGCUGUUUUGUCCCUCCCCUCCUCCUGGUUAUCUUGUGAGGGCAAAAAAGCAUCCUGCUGGGAUGUCCACCUCUCCUGGAGCAACAGACGGAAGCCAAAGGAACUCUGUGGAGCUGGACUCGGAGCAUGCACAGAGGGUCCCGGGGGCCGAGCAGGGUGGGGUCCCGCCCCCCCAGGUCAAGCUGAAAGAGAGGCAAAAGUUCUUCGAGGAGGCCUUCCAGCAAGACAUGGAGCAGUACCUGUCUACCGGCUACCUGCAGAUUGCUGAGAGGAGAGGGCCAAUAGGCAGCAUGUCGUCCAUGGAGGUGAACGUGGACAUGCUGGAGCAGAUGGAUCUGAUGGACAUGUCUGACCACGAGGCCCUGGACGUGUUUCUGCACUCCGGGGGAGAGGAUAACAGCGCCGCCUCGCCUGUCACAGGUCCGGACGUGGAGUCCUUCACCACAGAGAUCAGCCUCCAGGUUCCCACCCAGGCCGAGCUGCGCCACAAGCUCUCCUCCCUGUCUUCCACCUGCACCGACUCUGCCAGCCAGGACACAGAGGCUGGGGAGGAGGACGACGACGAGGAAGAGGAGGAGGUCGAGCGAGGAGGAGGAGGAGUUGCUGGGGCAGGAGGGAGGAGGAGGAGGCCCCCGUUGGUGGUGACCCAGGACGACGAGGAGGUGCACCCCGACACGGUGCUGGUGGACAGGGUGGAGCGAGAGGAUCAGAGCAGCAAAGACUGUGAGGAGAGCAGGUCAUAGGUCUGAGGAGAGAGACUGGACAACAUAUGCACAUGGAAACACACACACACAUACACACACACAUACAUACACAGCAUACACCGGCUUUUCAUAUUCACCUCAUGUUUAGGAAGAACAUAUGAGAGAAUUUCCCAGAGGUUGGUCUAGUUGCCAUGUGACCGGGCCUAUAAAGAGCCCUGGAGUGAGUUUUCAAUUCCAUUUGUAUCCUAUAUAGCAGGUUUUGGUUUCCCAACAGCAUCUCAAUGAGUUUACAUGCACAUUAAUAUUUUGAUAUUAUUCAGAACACUGUAAAAUUCUGCUUUUGUGUUUGUGCAAGUUGAGACCAUAUCCUGUUUAUAAUAGCCAGGAGAAGCCUGUUGUUGUUCAGUGAUCAGAACAUAGACCCAAAAGUCAUCCAUGUGUCCCUGUCAGGUAGUUUGCUCUCAAGAGUCUCUACUGUGCCAAGAGACACUUGGUUACUAGGAUUAUCUCAAAAGUGAGACACGACAACUUCACUCUAAAGCUAAUGAUAAGCAGUGUUAUACGUCUGAUGGUUUUAUUUAGGAGAUUAGAGAAAUAACCAUGAAAUGUGAUAUAAACAUAUCAUGCUCCUUUGAACUAUGUUUCCUGUUUCCAUGGUGCGACUAAACAAUUAAUCAAAUAUUAUUGAAAUGGAAACUUGGCCAUGUUCAAUACCCCAAUUUUUUCUUUGUCUAUAAGGUAAAUUGUGACAAAACACCAUGAUAAUUGAAGUAUUAUGGUGCUUCAGAGAUGCUCUGGCAUAUAAAUUGUACUCUGCAGGCAGAAGAAAACAUUUGUUUGGUCCAGUCCCCAGAAAAUCAUCACAAUGAUACUUUUUUUCCAGUAAAAAUGAAGAUUAGUAUGCAAAAAUUAUCAUUUCUACCAAAAUUGUGAAUUACAUCACAAUUACAAUAUUGUGUUUAGCCCAUAGGAAGUGAACAUAACAAGACAUGAGAACGUGCACACAAAUAAAAUAACUGGUAAGCGGUUAAAUACAACCUCAGAGUUAGCAUGGACAACUUGAGUGAAUGAUCUACAAAGGACACAUGGAUGAUUUUACUUAUUGCUCACUGGGCAAACUGAGCAACAGGCCACUCCCCUAACAACAUGGUGUAUUCCUUUAACUGAGCUAUGAGCUGCUAUCUGCAAUACUGUGCAUAUAAACUCACCUCACCUGGUUUUUGUAAGAUGGGCCACAUUCUGUUUGGCAGUCAUCUGGCAAUUGGUUAUAAACCACAUAGUACUGUAUAAAUGACUAGACUGGUGGAGUUCAGGUAUCAGGCUAACAUCUGCCAUUUUACACACACACGCACACACACACACACA